Messenger RNA from Labrus mixtus (cuckoo wrasse), 7109 nucleotides. It is a transcript of the gene crocc2, whose product is annotated as ciliary rootlet coiled-coil, rootletin family member 2. Bases 336 to 6161 code for a protein of 1941 amino acids. The transcript has 36 exons. The record is from RefSeq and is a predicted model, not a curated record. Lineage: Eukaryota; Metazoa; Chordata; Actinopteri; Labriformes; Labridae.
AGAUUUCUACUUUCCUGCAGGCGCUCCUAAAGUUUCUUUGCUAAAACCGUAUUUGUGAUUUCUCUCUUCUUUCUUUCUAUACCGUCAUUGAAAUAGUUACCCAUUCAAUGCGAUUUAAUUUAAUUUAGUAUAUUAAUAACCACCUGCUAAACUUUGUUUUACUCAACAUUUGAAGACUUUCUAUCAGAAGUUUUAGUAGCUAAAUAAUAGCAUGCUAGCGCUAGGUUUCUGUCUUGUUAAAUGAAACUACUGAUGGUUAAACGUACUCGUUAGCAUGCAUGCAUACAUAGCUUACAUUUAGUUGUCAAAGUUUUGUCCGUUUUUGCAUACUUCCAAUGACUUCUCAACGAGACCGAGGUGCACACUCUCCUAGACUGGAGGCUGUGAUUCAGAAGUUGGAGGAGUCCCUGAUUCACUCAGACGGCAGCUUUGGAGAGAGUAGUCUGACACUGCGAGGUGAUGGACACGAGUCCAGUGUCACUCCUACGCCUGUCUCUAGCCGCGUCCGCCAAAUCAUCACCCGCAACCUGACUGAGCAACCAACUGGUGAGGGCUCUGAGCUCGGCGAGGUCGAGGAAAGCAGGGCCUUAAGGGAGCAGCCGUCUCCGAGCCAGAUGAACCGUGACCAGCCGCUAGUCAAACAGGCAAGUCUCACUGACAGGGUAGGACUCGAUCAGAUACUGACGCUGCAGUCAUCAAUGGACUCAGACCAGGACAGCCUAUCACCAGGAUCCCUGCAAGCCCUGCAGAACAAGGACAGAGCUUACAGGCAAAAACUGCAGGUCUACCAGGAGGCCCAGCAGAGGCAAGCACAACUUGUGCAGAAACUUCAAACCAAGGUCCUUCAGUACAAGAAGAGGUGUGGGGAACUAGAAGGACAGGUGCUGGAGAAGACGUCAGAGUCUGAGAAGAUGAGAUUGGUGCUGCAAGCCCACCUGGACUCAGCCCAGCGCCAGCAGCGAAUUGAGCAGGAUCUCAAUGUGACUAUCCAGAAUAAAUCUGCUAAACUGGAGGAGGAGCAGAAAAGGUGUGCCAACCUCAGCCAAGUUAACUCUCUGCUGCGGGAACAACUCGAUCAGGCUGGCACUGUCAACGUUGGACUUACAGAGAGCCUGUGGAAGGCUCGUGAAGACAUUGAUUUCAGUGAUAACCGUCUGCGCAGGGAGCAAGAGACAUGCGCCUCCCGGCUCUGUCGAGAACAAGCUCGUGUCAGAGCUCUGUGGCGCCAGGCCGCUUCCCUGCGGAGCACUUUCACCCAGCUAAGGACUUUCACUGACAGGACUCUGUCUGAUAUGCGUGGGGAGUGUGUCGAUGCCAGCAGACAGAUGCAAGUUGCCUGCAUGAAUGUAGAGGCCAGGAUAACACAUGACAGCCCCUCUAGUGGUGCGGGGAUGUCUGCACUGGAGAGGCAGCUGAAGGAGAAGCUGAAAGAGGCCAUGCAGCUUCAGGGUCGCUGGGAUGCAGAGAAAGUAGAACUUAACUCGAGAGUCCUGGAGCUGGCUGACACCGUCAAGCACCUUCGUAGCCAGAACAGUGAGAAGGAUGCUAGCCUCGACAUCAUGCAGAUCAGUCUGGACAGGAUGGAGACGAGGAGAACAGAGGAUAAAGCAGAGAUGGAGGUUCUCCACACAGAGAUCCAAGCCCUCCAAAAGAUUUUAUGUCACAUUCAGCAGCUAGUUGGUGACAAGGGCGAGAGCAGCGGCUUUGAAAGUGUGUCCUCCUCACCUCUUCAUGGCCAGUCUCCACUGAGGAACUCAACCCUGAUGGCUGUGCAGACUGCUCUCUCCAAGCACCAGAAACAAACACAGGACCUGCGUGGGUGUUUGGAUGCUGCAGUGGAGCAAGUGAACACACUCCGUGAUCACCUGCAGGAGAGGGACACAAAGAGGAGAGAUUUGGAGCAGAAGAGCCAGGAAGUAAGGAAGGAGAGUCAGGAGGCCAAAAAAGCUCUGGAGGAAAGUCUUAGAGACAGCAACAGAUACCGCUGCUCACUGGAGCUGAUUUCCAGUGAGAAGAGCAGCCUGGAGAAGCUGCUGUCAGGACUGCAGCAGGAGGUGGACUCCCAGCGUGCCGAGCUGGAGGCACUGCGAGGUUCAUCAGUGGAGCUGCAGAGACAGCGGGACCUCCUGAGGCAGCAGAGGGAGGAUCUGGAGACGCAGCUGUCACGGCAGCGCACAGAGGCCCAACGAGGUGAGAGGAGUCUUGGGGAGCUUGAAGGGAAGCACUCAGAUUUGCGUAAGGAGCUUGUGACAGUGAAGGAGGCUCUGAGUCAAAUCAACCUGCAGAAGGAGAUGUUGGAUGAUGAAAAGGCCAGCCUUGCUCUGGCUCUCAGCAAGAUGGAGUCCCAGAGUGCUGCACAUGAGUUAGCCCUCACCAAACUGCAGAAUCAGGAGGCUACUCUGAAAGAUUCUCUGGCCAAAAUGGCUGCCCUGAGCGAAGGCUUAGCCAAAGACAAGGUGGAACUUAGUCGUAUUCUCUUGCAGACUGAAGGUGAGAAGGCAGAGCUUGGUGAACGUAGACGGGAAGCUGAAGUGGAGCGGGCAGCAGCCAGGGAGGAGACAGCACGGCUCCAGCAGGAGAUGAUGAAUCUGCUCGCAGAGAAACAGGCCCUGGAGAGCUCCCACGGCCAUUUGCAAGAUCUCUGCCAGAAGCUCGAAGCAGAGCUGAGCCUGCUGCGGAGGGAGAACGCUCAGGCACUGGAGCAGCACUCCCAGGUCAAUAAGCAGAUGCAGAGUUUGACAGAGGAGCUGUGUGCGUGCAGGAAGGAGCUUGAGACACAGACCACAGCCCUAAAGAGAGCGACCCAUGACAGGGAGGAGCUGGCCAAAGACAAGGCUGCUCUGGAUGUCAAACUAAACUCUGCUGACCGAAAGGCCUGUGGACUCACGCAAGAGCUGGUUGCACUUAGAGCCGAGAAGGAGUCCCUGGAGACAGUGCUGUUUGAGAGCCAGGAGUUGGCCUCGUCUCUGGAGGCAGAGCGCACCAGGAUGGAGGGGGAGAGGCGCAGCUUGCUCCUGGCUAACGAGGCCUUGACGCGUGAUGUCGCUCGGGUUCGUUUGGAUGCUGAACAUCAGGUGGCACAAGCAGCACAAGAGCAUACUAAGUUGGAGGAGAGGCUGGUCCAGGUGGAGAGGAAUUCCCUGCUAACCCUGAACAAUAAAGAGCAAAUUCACAGAGAGCAGCUUGAAGCAGAACAACAGCGAAUGGAGCAGCAGCUUGCAGUUCUGACACUUCAGCGUGAGCAGGUUGAGGAGCAGCUGCGUAGACAAUGUGAGGAGCUGCGUGUGCACAGCCAGAGGGAGCUGCAGCAGGUGCAGGAGGAGCAAACCAGGCUGCAGCAGGAAUUCAACCAAAGCCUCCUGCAGGCUGAGAGUGAAAAGCAGCAGGCUUUGUCCAAGAAGGAAGCGGACAAGGCUGCCCUCACAGAGAAACUAGCAGCCCUGCAGCAGGAUCUUAUCAAUGAAGGCAUGGAGCAUGAGCGGAUGAAGAGGGAGGCCCUUAGUAAACAGGAGCAGGAUAAGGACACCAUGUCUGUCCUUCAGUCGGAGGUGCAAAGCCUACGGACUCAGUUCGAAGAGUCUUUGAGCUCCCACCAGGAUACCAAAAAGAGUCUAUCUGAGCAGGUCAGAGAUUUGAAACAACAGAGAGAACAUACACAACAAGAGUUAGAGGACCUUCGUCACCAGCUGCAAGAGGCAGAGGAUGUACUCAUCAAAGUGAAAACUGAGCUGAUUGAAGCUCACAGAGAGCUCCAGGAGUGUGCACAACAGAGGGAUAGGCAACGGAAAGAAGCCCUCGACCUGAGAAGACUCUUGGGGGAUGAGACCAGGGAGAAGGAGGCGAUCCAAGCCUCUAACCAGGAGCUGAGAGUUUUUAUCAAAAGAGCAGAGAGUGACAACAGCAGCUUAAGACGAGCUGUAGAGGAGAGAGAGCAGAAAGUAGCUGUCUUGGAAGACUGCAAAUCCUCAAUGCACCAGGAGGCAACCACGCUGCGUAGUAGCAUGAGAGAGCUUGAGAAGUCCCGCCUGCAGGCUCGCAGAGAACUGCAGGAGCUGCGCAGACAGGUAAAGGUACUUGAAGGUGAGAACGGCCGGCAGAAACAGGAGCUGCGAGAGCUGCAGGCCCGGGUGUGUCAGGAGGAGCAGAAGGAGGAGGAGGCGCGGUGUGAAGCGUUCACUCUGAAGCAGAGAGUGCUGGAGUGCGAGGCUGGCAGAGACGCAGCGCUGAAUGAGGUUGCAGGACUGCAGCGCCGUGUGCUGGAGCUGGAGAAAUCGGAGCUUCAGAACCAAGAUCUGCUUCAGGAAAAAGAAGCCUAUCAUCAGCAGUGUGACCAGAGGCACAGUCAAACCACUGCUCAGCUGGAGGAAGCACUGGAGGAAGCCCAGAUCCAGCUGAAGGAACUCUCUGUUCAGGCGGGCCUCGCUGAAAGGAGGGUCCAAGGUCUGGAAGAGCAGCUAGGUCUAGAAGAUACCAAACGCAGGGAGCUUGAGCUCAAGUUGUCGGGGUUAUAUUCAACUCUGCGUCGCACUGUUUACACCAGCCAUACGAGGCUUUCAGGCACACCCGGCUCCCAUAGAAGGUCUCCCUCUUCAUGGAGAAACUACCUGCAAGCAAAAGAUGAAGAGAUGGACUUGGAGUCAGUGCACACAGCUCUACGGGAAUUUCAGCAGGAUAUCAGGGACACGCAAAGAGAAAGGGAUGAAGCCAAGACCCAGGUAAUUAGUUUAAGUCAGCAGGUGACCGAGCUCCAAGCAGGCCAUGAUUUGUCAGCCACCCAGCUGCUACAACUACAGAAGUCUUUGAAGAAAUCAGAGCAGGAAAAAAGAGAGGUGGCAGAACAGUUGCACAAAGCGCACACAUCCAUGUCUAUGCAUGAAGAGGCCAUACGUCGUACAAAGGGGGAAAAGAGAAAAGUUGAGGAGGAGGUGGCAAAAUUAAAGAUAAGUCUGCACACUGCUGAGGCUGAGUCCAGGGCACUACAGGACAAGUUGGAGCUCCUGCAGGGCUCAGAAUCUCGUGCACAUGAAGAACAACGGAAGCUAAAGGAGUCUCUAGAAGCAGCAGAAAGCAGGGCGAGCCGCCUGGAGCUGUCCCAGCGCACCCUUGAAGGUGAGCUCCAGAGAGCCCAGCUCAGGGCAGCAGAGCUGGAUGCAGAAUCAGGGGCGCUGCAGGACAGACUCACAGAGCUGAGGAGGAAGCUGGGUGAGAGCGAGGACUGGUGUGCAGCUCUGAGGGUCAGCGAGGAGAGGUUAGCCACGUCUCUGGCUCAAGCUGAGCAGCACGAGAGCCAGCUGAGAGAACAGAUCCACAAGUUGUCUAACACUUUCAGCGAAAACAUGAGCAGCAACGAAGCUCUACAGGAGCAGAUCACACAGCUGCAGAGAGCUCUGACUGCCAGCGAGCAGGACCGAAGGAUGCUGCAGGAACGCCUGGAUAAAACACGAGAUGCUCUCUCUGAGAGUAAGAGGCUGGGCCACAAACUCACAGAGCAGACCCAGAACCUUCAAAGAGCCCAAGAGGACUGUGAGUUCAAAUACUGUGAGCUGGAGAAACAUAACAGGACUCUGAAGGAGAGCCUAAAACAACAGCAGGAAGUUGAAGUGCAGGCCCAGAUGAGCUCUCAGCAAGAGAAGGAGGAACUUCAGGACAAAGUCACCAAUCUCCAGAAGUCUUUGCAAAAGCUGCAAAGUGAGAGAGCAGAGAUGGAGAGGGUGCUGACACGACUUGGUAAAGACAGGUCAGCACUCAGAAAGACACUGGAGAAGGUGGAGAUGGAGAGGCUAAGGAGGGAGGAGGGGGAGGCCUCUGCAGCCAGGGAGAAGGAGCUGUUGGGACAGAGGGUCCGAAGUCUGGAGCAGCAGCUGGCUGAAAAACAUGAAGAGGUGCAGACUGUGCAGGCCCAAAUCUCCCAGUUUGAGCACUCUCAUGCACAGCGCCUUCUUGAGGUGACUGCCCGCCAUCACCAGGAGCUCGAUUCAGAGACAGAGCGUCUGAGAGACAGUCAGCUUCAAGCUGAGCAGGCUUUAGAGACCAGAGAGAGGGCUCAUCGCCAGAGGGUCAGAUGCCUGGAGGAACAGUUGCUGACGCUGAAGGAGCAGUUGGAUCAGGAGACGAGCAGACGGCGGACUUAUUUCAAUCAGAUGCUACAGCCUGGUGUUUAGAAGCAGAGACCCUGCAGUGAAGUAUGUAGCACCUCUGUCUGCCUCAUUCACUGCUCCUCUGGCAGCUUCCCAACAACAUUAAGUUACAAGCUACGUCCGCACAAACACACUCCUGAGGCGUCUGCUCCCACCCGUGCACAUGUGCACGCCGGAUUAAAUUAAUCUGCAGGAAAACUCAACAACAACAAACAAAGAGUGUUUUGUGUAUAAGUAGACUAGAUGUGCCAAAUUGUUUUAAGGAUUUCCUCUGGCUGUCUAAGUCUGUUUAUGCUGCGUCAUUUUUUUGCGGAACAAUAUGAUGAAUGGUUUCCUUGGUUGGUGCUUUAUUCUAAUCUUAUAAUUUUCAAUUUGUCAAACUGAUCAUUUACCAAUUUCUUUCUGUCAUAAUCACUGUUUGUUUGUCCUAAUGAGAAUAUGUAUCCAAAUAUUUACAAUAAUGGUUCACAGAUUUCCUUUGUAAUGUGAUUUAUUAGUUUUUUUUAUGGUGCCAUAAACAACUUUUAUAAUGAGCUAAUUAAUUUUAUUAUGUCUUGGAUUUGAUUUGUUAAAGCUGUGAUUGUUUUUAAUAAACUGGGUGUAUCAGAGCACGAUCAUACAGUUGUCUUUGACAAUUAAGUUUAUUAAUGAUGUUUCUUCUGGAAACACAUCUUUGUUAUGGAAAAAAAGGUCUCCUGUGAUCUUUGCAAAGGACAGCACAGCCCUUUCAUGGCAUGCAAGUUCUGGCGUUUGGUUCACACCAUUAAAAGCCUUUGUGGAUUUAGUGUUGUGGGUGAGAGAAUGACCUUCGCUCUCUGUUGCCUGAGCUGUCUUCAGUGUUUUCUUUCAGAUGUUUGCAGCCUUGAAGUCUGUGGGGACCAAAGAUUACCAGACCUAAAAUCUCAAGUUAACAUGUGGUCUUUUUUAUUUCUUUGUGGCUUAUAAAACCCAGAAAUAUGUUGUUACCGUCCU